AUGCCACGAACACCCCGCGAACACCUCGAACGAGAUCCACGAGAUCCACGAGAUCCAGACGCACAACGCCAUCAACGGCGAAAAGGGCAUCGCUACAACGACAGUGCAAGCGAAUUACUCCCCCAGUCACCACGACACCAUCGUAGACGAGAUUCAGAGUCCCAAAGUCCGAGGAAAGAGAGACCGAGAAAAAAGAAAUAUCAUUAUACAGAAGAUGAGAGGACGGAAAGCAGUAACUCUGCGAGUCGGGGGUUGAGUGCGGAUGCUCUCGGGCAAUUGGACGCCUUGAAUGUGGGGGAUGCGACUUGGAAUAGCAAUGGAGGUGUCAAGAGGACUGAGAGAUACGAGAGUAUCGAGGAUGAGGCAAGGAGGAGGGAAAGAAGGGAGAGAAGAGAAAGACGGAGGCGAGAAAGAGAAGGAGGAGAACACCGUUAUCGCGAGCGUGGACAACAACCGCGAGUCGUGAGCGGCACUUAUCUGGAGCGUGGUGCUGAGCCUUACGAUGAGAAGGUGGUACUGGUCGACCGACGGGUGCGAAUGAGAGGUGGUGCCGGUAGUGCCGAGUCUGAGGGAAAUGAGGCACGAAGGCGCAAACGACGAAAGAUUGGUAUUGUUGGUAUCAUCAUUAUAGUCAUACUAGCAAUUGUGAUACCAGUAGGCGUGGUCUUGUCCAACAAGAAAAAGUCAUCUUCACCUGCGGAUACAGCCAGCGACACAAGUUCUUCGGCAGGCUCGCCUUCGAACAAGAAUCUGGACGGUAUGAAAGAGUCGGACAUACCAACAGAAGCUCAAGGAACUAUCCUAGACCCGUUCACUUGGUACGACACUUCGGACUUUAAUGUCACGUAUACCGCUGCCACCGUUGGUGGUCUUUCCCUCAUGGGGCUCAACGAAACUUGGGACGAUUCGGCAAAAGCAAACGACAAUGUGCCAGCACUAGAUAAGUCCUGGGAGUAUGGCAAAAUGCCCAUCAGAGGUGUCAAUGUUGGAGGCUGGCUCAGCAUCGAACCAGUCAUCACCCCCUCCCUCUUCUCCGACUUCAAGACCAGCGAUAGAGUAAUCGAUGAAUGGACGCUCUGCAGUAAGCUCGGUGCCAGCAGAGCUCAAACGACACUGGAAAAGCACUACGCCACGUUCAUCACAGAACAAGACUUUGCAGGUAUACAGGCUGCUGGCUUUGAUCAUGUACGCAUCCCUUUUUCAUACUGGGCAGUCACAACAUACGAGGGCGACCCAUAUGUCUCCAAGAUCUCCUGGCGCUAUCUACUUCGAGCCAUAGAGUGGGCUCGCAAAUAUGGUCUCCGUAUCAAUCUCGACCUUCAUGGUGCCCCAGGCAGUCAAAAUGGUUGGAACCACAGCGGACACCAAGGCGCCAUAAACUGGCUAAAUGGUACAGACGGCACGCUGAACGGCCAACGUACUCUCGACACUCACUCUCAACUAUCGAUCUUUUUUUCACAAUCGCGCUACAAGAACAUCAUCACAAUCUACGGUCUGGUCAACGAACCCAAAAUGACAUAUCUAGACGUCGACACAGUGCUGACCUGGACCAAAUCCGCGAUCCAAAAGAUUCGCGCCAACAACAUGACAGCCAUCAUAACCUUUGGCGACGGCUUCCGCGGUCUAGACAACUGGCAAGGAGAACUCCAAGACUAUGACAAUUUACUCCUAGAUGUACACCAAUACGUCAUCUUCAACAAUCAACAAAUCGCCCUCGAUCACAGCAAAAAAGUAGACUUUGCAUGUUCAGGCUGGACAAACCAAACUCUACGCUCCUCAGACACAGCGACAGGCUUUGGGCCCACACUUUGCGGAGAAUGGAGUCAAGCAGACACAGACUGCGCCACUUAUCUCAACAACGUAGGCGUAGGUUCUCGCUGGGAAGGCACAUUAAACAUGAUUUCCACACCCGGCGGCUCUCUUGACGGCAGUGUACUUUCCCCCACCUGUCCUACCGCCAAUUCUCCUCGCUGUUCUUGCACGAAUGCAAAUGCAUCGCCCUCGUCUUACUCGGAUGGCUAUAAACAGUGGUUGAGAGAUUUUGCAGAGGCGCAAAUGUAUAGUUUCGAGAAAGGGUGGGGGUGGUUUUAUUGGACGUGGAAGACUGAGAGUGCUACGCAGUGGAGUUAUAAAGAUGGAUUGGCUGCGGGCAUCUUACCGAGUAAGACGUGGGAGAGGACGUUUACAUGCGGGAGUGUGCCUGAUUAUGCUGGUAUGGGGUUGGCGGAGAAUUAUUGA
Messenger RNA from Aureobasidium subglaciale EXF-2481, 2238 nucleotides. Its product is annotated as glycoside hydrolase family 5 protein. Gene Ontology annotation, molecular function: beta-glucosidase activity. Gene Ontology annotation, biological process: glucan catabolic process. The record is from RefSeq and is a predicted model, not a curated record. Bases 1 to 2238 code for a protein of 745 amino acids. NCBI's taxonomy places the organism in Eukaryota, Fungi, Ascomycota, Dothideomycetes, Dothideales, Saccotheciaceae. The transcript is spliced from 2 exons. Gene Ontology annotation, cellular component: cell surface; extracellular region.